AUGGGUUUCGUUGAGGAUGAGCUCAAGCAGCUGAAGGAUGUCAUUGGCAAUCUCGACUCCCGCAUCAAGAGUCUUGAGCAGCGUGCCACUGGCUCUUCUACUCCUGUUUCGACCGAGGAGAUCCGCAUGCUGCUCAUCGGACCCCCUGGAGCUGGCAAGGGAACGCAGGCGCCUAAGAUCAAGGAGCGUUUCUCAUGCUGCCACUUGGCCACUGGCGACAUGCUUCGCUCCCAGGUUGCCAAGAAGACUCCUCUAGGACGUGAGGCCAAGAAGAUCAUGGACCAAGGCGGUCUCGUCUCCGAUGACAUCGUCAUUGGCAUGAUCAAGGAAGAGCUUGACAACAACAAGGAGUGCCAGGGCGGCUUUAUUCUCGACGGCUUCCCCCGCACCGUCGCCCAGGCUGAGGGUCUCGAUGCCAUGCUGAAGGAGCGCAAGCGUGACCUCAAGCAUGCUGUCGAGCUUCAAAUCGACGACGGCCUCCUGGUCGCGCGUAUCACCGGCCGACUGAUUCACCCUGCUUCCGGCCGAUCAUACCACACAACCUUCAACCCCCCCAAGGAGUCUAUGAAGGACGACAUCACCGGCGAGCCCCUUAUCCAGCGCAGCGACGACAACGCAGAGGCUUUGAAGAAGCGUCUUGGCUCCUACCACAAGCAGACUACCCCCGUCGUAGACUACUACCGCCAGCACGGCAUCUGGCAUGGUAUUGACGCCAGCCAGAAGCCUGGUCAAGUGUGGAAGAACAUGCUGAGCAUCCUGGAGGGCAAAAAGUAG
Akanthomyces muscarius is the source of this 774-nucleotide messenger RNA. RefSeq lists its product as uncharacterized. The transcript has 4 exons. The record is from RefSeq and is a predicted model, not a curated record. Gene Ontology annotation, biological process: ADP biosynthetic process. Bases 1 to 774 code for a protein of 257 amino acids. Gene Ontology annotation, molecular function: AMP kinase activity; ATP binding. Lineage: Eukaryota; Fungi; Ascomycota; Sordariomycetes; Hypocreales; Cordycipitaceae. Gene Ontology annotation, cellular component: cytoplasm; mitochondrion.